AUGCACCCCAGUACCUCUCAAUGCAGAUCGUACCCAUGGCUCACCUUGAUGAGGCCCAUCAAUCAUUGGAAACUUUCUGCAGAGUGUGAGAUGUUGUACAAAGCUCCGUUUUGUUUAUCGAACAUGUAUCUGUAUUUACAUUUGCGAGAGACAGUUAUGGGCUUUGACCCAGUUUACGGCUAUUGGUUGUGCAGUUUUGAAAGAUGCAACGGCAUUUUGAGAAAUUACGCGCCCAACGGAAGAGACGAGCUCACUGCCAUACCAUUCGAUAUCAACGCUUUUCUUGAUUUUCCUGAGAUCAACUUUGAUAUUAUAAUGGGAAACGAGCAUCUGCCCCGUAUGGACUUCCUUUAG
Molecule: messenger RNA, 354 nt
Organism: Phycomyces blakesleeanus NRRL 1555(-)
Lineage: Eukaryota; Fungi; Mucoromycota; Mucoromycetes; Mucorales; Phycomycetaceae
Exons: 2
Coding region: 1-354 (117 amino acids)
Source: RefSeq, a predicted model, not a curated record